This is a messenger RNA of Cynoglossus semilaevis (tongue sole), 4329 nucleotides long. RefSeq names its product glucosamine (UDP-N-acetyl)-2-epimerase/N-acetylmannosamine kinase (gene gne). Gene Ontology annotation, biological process: UDP-N-acetylglucosamine metabolic process. The record is from RefSeq and is a predicted model, not a curated record. The transcript is spliced from 14 exons. Lineage: Eukaryota; Metazoa; Chordata; Actinopteri; Pleuronectiformes; Cynoglossidae. Gene Ontology annotation, molecular function: UDP-N-acetylglucosamine 2-epimerase activity; hydrolase activity, hydrolyzing O-glycosyl compounds; N-acylmannosamine kinase activity. The coding region runs from base 1161 to 3419 and encodes 752 amino acids.
GUUGAAAUCUUUUAUAACCAGAGGAUAAUUUAGGUACUUAACUCGAAGAAGGCUGUUGGAAGGCAUUUACAUCAUUAGAUGGCAGCAUAUAUCACUAAAAGUUUUAUUCUUCAGUGCGUGUGAAGUACAAUGACAAGCUAGGUUUAAUAUAUCUACGGGUUCUGAUGGUGAUCACACAAAUGUCUGAAAGAUCGUACCUCAGAAGCCACAACAAACAUAGGUGUAUUUAUUCAAGUAGGUCAUCAGUCGACCCGGAGGAAAACACAAUGUGGAAUAAAAAUGCUUAAUAUAUAUUAUUGGUGUGUUGCAACUAGAGGUGUCAAGUAAUAGAUAGAUUUAAUAGAAUAGACACAUUUUUACCACCAAACAAUCUAUCGCAGAGAAAACAGAAGAAUUGCAAUAUUUAGAAAAUAUUAUACCAAAAUAUAUUUGCAUUCUUUUUAGUGCACUGCAAAUACACUGAAAGAUCCUCUACAUGUAUUUAACCUUUGACAAACUAUAUCUAAUCAAUAACAGGCAGUAGUUUGAUCCAAAACCAUGAAGUUUCUGUCAUGUUUAAUCACUGCCUGUCUGCAGUACAAGCAUUCAACAGACUGCUAAUUAGUGGAAUCCUCACCCUCACCCUUUACUGAGAAAGAGUAACACAGGCGAAACUGAAUGAUAAAAACAUGCUUGGCAUGUUCACAGGAGCCACCUCUUUAAGGUUUGGGCUUGAACCAUACCUGCCACGUUGAAUCUGUUGUGUAAAACGAGGGUGGAACUCUGUAUGGGUACAUUCUUGACAACUUGUAGAUCAUGCAGAUAUCAUUGUUCUCUGUCUUGUGACGUUGGCAGAUACAACGGAAGUUCUUUACACUUAUUAUUGGUGUUUUUGUUGUCCGUUCUAAUUGCCCAGCCAAUGAGUAGAAAGUUUAUUUUUAUGGAUAAGAAAGAGCUGAAUGGCAUUUCAUUCUUUUCUUUUUUUGCAUCCUUUCAUUUCUUUUUUAGGACACUGUAAUAUUUGUCCACAUGAACAAAGCUUCUUUAAAAAAUAAUGCUGCUGUUAAUUGUCAUGUGGCAAUAAAUAAAUUACUUGGUGAGAAUCACUUUACAACUCAGCACUACAUUAGAGCAUGUUUUUUUUUUCCACUCAAUGCAAAGCUUAGUUUUGUUGUGUCUUCAUGCAGCAAAUGCACACUGGGAAAGCCCAAGAGGUUUACUAUCAGAGAAUGCAAAGAGUCCGAGAAAAAAUGGAGAGAGAAAUAAUGACACAGCCAAAUCCUUAUAAGAGGAAGGUCAGAGUGUGUGUGGCAACAUGCAACAGAGCAGACUACUCCAAGCUGGCCCCCAUCAUGUUUGGGAUCAAAUCUCACCCUGAUGAUUUUGAACUGGAAGUUGUCGUGCUUGGUUCACAUCUCAUUGAUGACUAUGGGAACACAUUUCGGUUAAUUGAGCAGGAUGACUUUGAUAUUGGCUCCAAGCUGCACACCAUUGUUAGAGGAGAGGAUGAAGCAGCUAUGGUAGAGAGUGUUGGGUUGGCAUUGGUGAAACUUCCUGACGUACUGCAGCGGCUCCGUCCCGACAUCCUUGUAAUCCAUGGUGACCGCUUUGAUGCUCUUGCUCUGGCAACUGCUGCAGCUUUAAUGAACAUUAGAAUACUUCACGUGGAGGGGGGAGAGAUCAGUGGUACAAUUGAUGACUCGAUUCGCCAUGCCAUCAGUAAACUGGCCCAUUACCAUGCCUGCUGCACACCCAGAGCAGAGCAAUAUCUUAUCGCCAUGUGUGAAGACCACUCACGCAUCUUGCUAGCUGGCUGCCCUUCAUAUGAUAAGCUGCUGUCAACUCAUCACAAAGAUAACUACAUGGAUAUCAUCAAGAGUUGGCUAGGUGCUGACGUGCAGGACCAUGACUACAUUGUAGCUUUGCAACACCCAGUCACCACAGACAUCCAGCACUCAAUUAAGAUCUACGGACUGAUGCUGGACGCACUGGUCUCUUUUAACAAGAGGACGCUUAUUCUCUUUCCAAACAUUGAUGCUGGUAGCAAGGAGAUGGUGCGUGUAAUGCGGAAGAAAGGCAUCGAGCAGCACCCCAACUUCCAGGCAGUGAAGCACAUUCCGUUUGAGCAGUUCAUCCAAUUGGUGUGUCAUGCUGGCUGUAUGAUUGGAAACAGCAGCUGCGGAGUACGUGAGGCCGGUGCAUUCGGCACACCAGUGGUUAACCUUGGGACCAGACAAACAGGCAGAGAAACGGGUGAAAAUGUUCUACAUGUGAGGGACGCUGAUACUCACAAUAAGAUCUACCAUGCCCUGGAGCUGCAGUUUGGAAAGCGAUAUCCCUGCUGCAAGAUUUAUGGUGAUGGGAGUGCAGUGCCUCGUAUUCUCAAGUUCCUUCGCACCAUUGACCUGGAUGAACCCCUGCAGAAGACAUUUUGUUUUCCCCCAGUAAAAGACUCCUUUUCACAAGACAUCGAUUACAUCCUGGAGACACAGAGUGCUCUGUCUAUUGACCUGGGGGGGACAAACCUGCGAGUGGCAAUUGUUUGCAUGAAGGGUAAAAUUGUGAAGAAGUACACCCAGGCCAAUCCAAAGACCUAUGAGGACAGAAUGCAGCUCAUAUUAAAAAUGUGUUUUGAUGCACUGCGGGAUGCCGUUGGCCUGAACUGCAGAGUACUAGGUGUUGGAGUGUCCACAGGCGGACGUGUCAACCCCCAGGAUGGCUUAGUCCUACACUCAACAAAGCUCAUUCAGGAGUGGUCAUCCGUAGACCUCAGAACACCUAUUUCCGACGCCCUGCACCUCCCUGUCUGGGUCGACAAUGACGGAAACUGCGCUGCACUGGCUGAGAAGAAAUUUGGCCACGGCAAAGGAGUGGAAAACUUUGUGACAGUCAUCACAGGCACAGGUAUUGGAGGAGGGAUAAUCCAUCACAAUGAGCUGGUCCACGGCAGCACCUUUUGUGCUGCAGAGCUGGGUCACAUCAUGGUUUCAUUAGAAGGUCCAGAAUGUUCCUGUGGCAGCCGUGGUUGUAUAGAGGCCUACGCCUCUGGUAUGGCCCUGCAGAGAGAGGCCAAAAGACUGCAUGACGAGGACUUGCUGAAGGUGGAAGGUAUGGACAUGAAGCUUUCAGAGCCAAUCACUGCUGCCCACCUCAUCACAGCAGCCAGACUGGGGAACUCCAAAGCAGAUGCUGUUCUACAUAAGGCCAGCACAGCUCUGGGAGUGGGCAUCAUCAACAUCCUCCACACAGUCAACCCCUCGCUCGUCAUUCUGUCUGGAGUUUUGGCUUCUUACUACCAAAGUUCGGUCCAGCGCAUUGUCAGCGAGAGAGCACUCUUCUCUGUUCAAUGUGUUAAAGUUACCACAUCAGACUUGGAGGACCCUGCAUUACUUGGGGCUGCUAGCAUGGUGUUAGACUAUGCCACAAGAAGAACGUAUUGAAGGAUAUUAUUUGGUUUUACUACACACCACUGUCUAUCAGUGUGGAUUUACUGCCUGAAUAAAUGCAUAUGAGAUGAAUUUCACAUGUUGAAAUGGUGAGCAUUGUAGCAUUGUAGCAUUGUGUAAAUGUUAACCACAUUUCUGCUGAUUGUUGAUCAUUUUAGUAUGUUAUAGUAUUUAAUGCAAGCUCAUCAGCCUAUAAGACUGAAUUGUUUAAUUAUACUCUUUGGUGCGGAGUGGGCUGAUUUGGCUGGCCAAUCUUAAGAAUUUUUGUCUACUAUUCUAUACAGGAAAGACAUGACAGAACUGACCCACUUAUAUUGUAUUUAAAAGUACAAUAAGAUACUGACUGAAAAUAUUCAAUAUAUCAAUACAUUCUCCUAUGUUGUAUUGGACAUCUGCCUUGUUAGUAUUUUUGAUUUGACUAUCAAUUGUUAUCCUGUGUUCACUUACAGAUUGUUACGUCACAUUCCCAUGUUGUUAUUCAUUUUUUUAUUUUUUUAUUAAGAUAUAGGAAAGCCCCUGCCAUUUAUUCAAAUGGUUUGAAAUAACUGAUAUUGUCCUAUUUGCUUAUUUGUAUUUGUUUUAAUUAUGGUAUAGGCAACCUCACAAUCCAUCCAUCCAUCCAUAUCCAUAUUCAAAUGAUGAAAAAAAAAGCCUGAUGUCUGUAACAUUUCUUUUAUUCGAUUACUUCAUUGUGCCGUUGUGAUUUUGUUCGAUUUGGUUGGUUUUUUUGGGCAACCCAACUCAAUCUGAGCAACAAUUUUUAAAAUGAAUUGAUUUUCUUUUUCUGUUUAACAAUUUUUCCAAAGAUGUCCUAUUUCUUUCCAACUGUCCUUAUAAAUAAUGUAUAUUGACUUACUUCAAAGGUAAUGCAAUAUAAUAAAUGUUUAAUUUCAACAUUUAAAAA